Onychomys torridus (southern grasshopper mouse) is the source of this 431-nucleotide messenger RNA. Its product is annotated as X-linked lymphocyte-regulated protein 5C-like. The transcript has 4 exons. Lineage: Eukaryota; Metazoa; Chordata; Mammalia; Rodentia; Cricetidae. Bases 22 to 327 code for a protein of 101 amino acids. The record is from RefSeq and is a predicted model, not a curated record.
GUACCUGUUUCCAUUGCCGACAUGAAAUUUCUUCUUGGAGUCUUUACUGUCUGUGCACACCAACAUUUCAGGAGUCCUGCCCAGCCCAGCAAGGCCCCAGCCAUGUCAACCAAGGAACAGAAAGACAUGGAGAGGCGGGCCAAGCGCCCAAGGGCUGAUCACAAUCUCCCAUCAGAUGACUUCCAGAACCCAGAUGCAAUUAUCCCUGCACACAAUCCAGCAGUUGAUACCAGUGAGAUGGGCAGCUGCUCCUCAGGACCAGACGUGCAAGAGGCCAGGGAGCCUAGCCUGUUCAGAAGAGGAUACCGGAUUUCAAAGGUGACGUAACUCGGAACCUUCUGGCAAAGAGGAAGCAGUUUGAAAAGGAUAUAAAUGCCUCUUUCAGCAGCCUGAAUGAAAACCUCCAGAGUAUUUUCAAAACCCAACAGAAG